UUGAUAAUUAACGGAACACCCCCAAAAAACAUUUACCUUUAUUUGUAUAUAUUAUAUGUGGAAAGGAAGACGGUCAACGUGAAAGAGUAAGAAAGUUUCUAACGUACUGCAAGGGUGUCGUUGAUCAAGUGUUGUUAAUAAUAAGUUGUUUGGGGUUUUUUUAUAUCAAAAUGCUAUAUUUACCUGCAAGAUUGUGCCAUGCCGUAAUUUGGAUUGGACUUUUUGUUUCCGCGAAUGGACAAGAACAGAAGGGAAGUAGGCUGCUGGAAAAACUCAAUGUUCAGCCCGAAUAUCCACCGCCUUCUCCAUCACCACCAUCACAGAAUAUGCCGCCAACAGGUCUGCCAGACAGUAAUCUAACUAGCACACCUGCACCUACAAACACAGAUAGAAUGGCAUCUAUCAGACAAUUUGAGAAAAGGGAGAAGCAACAGGUAAUUCAGGAAGAGAGUGCGCGAAAGAGGAAAUUGCAGAAACAGAGACGGGAGGAACAGAGACUAAUAGAUCAGGGACUCAUGGGAUGGCGGGCACAGUUUCUAAAUAAGAAAAGACUCAUGGGACUGAGAUGGCGGGACCAUAGAGAUCCGCGAGAACAGAAACGGGAGGAAAAGAGACUGAAGGAACAGAGACUAAAGGAACAGAGAUUCCUGGAACAAAAACUGCAUGAACAGAAACCACUGAAACUGGAAUUUGAUGAACAUAAAUUGCAUGAAAAAAAACUGCGAGAACAGAAACUACUGGAACAGAAACGGGAGGAACAGAGACUGAAGGAACAGAGAUUGCAGGAACAAAAACUGCGAAAACAGAGACUCCUGGAACAGAAACUGGAGGAACAGAGACUGAAGGAACAGAGAUUGCAGAAACAAAAACUGCAAGAACAGAAACUUGAGGAACAGAGGUUGCAUGAACAGAGAAUGGAAGAACAGAGACUACAGGAACUGAGACUUCAUGAACAGCGACAACAGGAAGAGAAGCUACAGGAAAAACGACUGCAAGAACUUAGACUGCAGGAUCAAGGGUUGUCUCACAAUCUUCGGCAUAUAGUCAAAGGUCAAAUGAACCCCGGCCAAAUUAUUCCUGGAAAAGACAACGGGAGGUCCAUAUUUGGUCAAAGCGAUGGUAUCCAGGAUCGUCCAUCAGACACUCUGAUUGAAUAAGUUGAUUUAGGCGAAUGAAAUUCAGGUGUAGCAAAUGCAGCGGUUUAAUCUACUAGGUGAUCUCUCAUCAAAACUAAAAAAUGGAGCUCUACAUUAACAUUUUAAUCCACUUCAGGAAUGAAUAGGGAUAUUACUUGUCCUAACCUUAUAUGAACUUGUCUUGACCAUUCAACCUUUUUCAUCCCAAAUAUUUAGUAUUUAUAAAUGAUUUGUAACAACAUUAAAUAAUUAAAAAACAAUUCAAGUAUGUUCACCUACAUUUAUGAGUUAAAUUUUGAGUAGUAUGAGGGGGUCUGCUUUUGUAGCGGAUAAUUCGGUUGAUAAAAAGGUCUACCAUAAUUUGCAGAUUACAGACGAUCGUUGUCUAUGUAAACUACCACAUGUGAGAUUCGUCAAAGAACUAUGUAAUAUCUCUAAUUUUCUACGAUCUUAAAACGAUUCCCCAACAGUUAAGGUUCAUUUAAAGAUACUUCUAUUUUUUAUAUCUCGCAUUUAUUAGACUUGACCUCUAGGCCGAUUCGACAGGGAUACUUGUUGACAACUUUCAAUGGAAAAGGGUCUAUGAAAAAUAUUUUAGAUUGUAAACAAAGUGAAUACUUAUCAAAAAACAUUUCUUUCAAUUUUCCUUAAUAUAUAUUGUAAAGCAACAGUUUUGAUGUAUGUGUAUAGUUAAACGAUCGAUAUAUAACAUGUUUUAUUUCGUACUGGUCGCUGGUUAGGCGCAGCGGAUGUUUCCGUUUGUCAAGGGAAACACUGCGCUUAAAAAUCGCUAAAUAUUCACGCGCAUACCUGUCGGAUAUUUAACAAUAAGGAACACAGGGAUCAAGUCAGAAGUUUAGAAGUGCUAGGUUAUUUAUUUCAGUUGAUUGAGCUCACAAGCCAUAGGGCAUCCAUUAUGUGGCGAUGGAAGACCUUUACAAUAAUAUAGUAUUUAUUGCCUGUAAAGACAAUUAUGUCAAUUCAUUACCAUUUUGAUAUUGAAUUCAACUUCAUUGCAUUAUAUUUCUAUACUUAUAUUUAAUGUAAUAUGUUUAUAAUGACGAGACACUAUGUAUAUUUAAGUCGAUACAAGCUCUGCCCCGUUCUGUUCUGUUUAUAAACUCAAAGAACGCCAUUACGCACCUUGUUAUCAACCUUACGUGCAUGGAAUACUUUUAACAUACAUGUAUGUCCAAAACUUGCUCCACAGACAUUUACCGCGAAAUGAUUUAUUAGUUCCCAAUCGGACGGUGGGGUGAACAUGUAUUAUUGAACCUUUAACGUGUUUCUGUUAACAUUGGGCUAUCUUGUUAUAAUAGUUAUACAUCAAUUCAUGUUAUUUCUGCUUAUUUCACUGACUUAUAUGAAUGUUUAAACCUAUGUUUACCCUCAUUUGAAUUAUGAUAAAUAUAUAUUCACAUUUAACCUAUUUAGCUGCGUCUUAAGUGUCUUUCAUUAAAAUUCGUCUUUUUCCUCUGAUACAUAUAUUACAAUUUACCACGCAAAACAAAGUCUUUACGGCUCGAUUUCGAUGACGUGCACUUCCGGUUAAAUAUUGACAUCGCCGAACAAUGUGACGUUGCAAGUAACAUUGGUUUUUAUUUUUGCUAUCAUAUAUUUAGAGCUAAUUUUUAUUUUAAGUCAUAUUGUACCUCAGUCCUUUAUAUAGAGGACAAAUACACAAAAGGUGGUACUGAUUCAACCGUAUUUGUAUUACAUAGUUUACAUUUUCUGUUCCCUCUAUCAAUAUUGUUGUAUCUACCAAUUUCUAUUUCCAAUGAAUGUGCACUCAAUCUAAAUCUUGACAAAGAAGUUCGAUGACACUCGUUAUCAAUGGUAUCAAUAUAUUUUUCAAUUACAAAUUCCUUUUUAAAUUUUACAUAAUAUUCUAAUUUACUUUGUGAAUUAACAAUAUCAAACCAUUGCUGAACAGAUUGAUCUCUUAUUCUUUGUUUAAGCCUAGGGAAACAGCUUGUUUCAUUGUUAUAUUUUAACCAAAUAUUAC
Mya arenaria is the source of this 3141-nucleotide messenger RNA. Its product is annotated as trichohyalin-like. The record is from RefSeq and is a predicted model, not a curated record. The transcript is spliced from 4 exons. The coding region runs from base 171 to 1157 and encodes 328 amino acids. Lineage: Eukaryota; Metazoa; Mollusca; Bivalvia; Myida; Myidae.